Molecule: messenger RNA, 5439 nt
Organism: Clunio marinus
Lineage: Eukaryota; Metazoa; Arthropoda; Insecta; Diptera; Chironomidae
Source: the annotation of a GenBank genome assembly
CAUUCGAUUUUUAAAAAAAAUUUGUCUGCCACGCCGAGUAAAAACAUUUCUCAAAAAUUCUAAGAGAAGUUUGUAAAAAUGGUUUUGGAUAUUGAAGCAUUCCGUAGUGACAAAGGAGGUGAUCCUGAUAAAGUUCGUAAGAACCAAGAAAAACGUUUUAAAGACUUGAAUUUAGUCGAAACCGUCAUUGCACAAGAUAAGGAAUGGCGUAAUUGUCGGUUUAAGGCUGAUAAUUUCAAUAAACUUAAAAAUGUUUGUAGUAAAGAAAUUGGUGAACGAAUGAAAAAGAAGGAAAAUCCAGGAAGUGACGAUCCUGUGUCCAAUGAACUCAUUGAAAAAUUGGAGAAUCUCAAAAUUGAUGACCUCAAACCUUACACUAUCAAUCAAAUCAAGCAAGUUCGUGCAAAAAUCGACGAAGCCAUUGUUGCGAAUGAAAAACAAUUAAUUCAACUUGAAACAACUCGUAACAGUGCACUUCGAGAGGUUGGAAAUUGGCUUCAUGAAUCGGUUCCGUUGAGCAACGACGAAGACGAAAAUAAAGUUGAGCGUACAUGGGGAGAUUGUGAAGCGAAAGGAAAAUAUUCUCAUGUUGAUUUAAUUGUCAUGAUUGAUGGAAUGAAUGGCGAGAAAGGAGCUGUUGUUAGCGGUGGACGAGGAUAUUUCUUAACCGGCCCAGCAGUUUUCCUAGAACAUGCUUUAAUUCAACAUUCUUUGCAUUUGUUAUUUGAAAAAGGCUACACUCCCCUUUAUACACCUUUUUUUAUGCGUCGUGAAGUAAUGCAAGAAGUAGCGCAGUUGUCACAGUUCGAUGAAGAGUUAUAUAAAGUUAUUGGCAAAGGAUCCGAUAAAGCUGAAGAUGGAGAUGAAAAAUAUUUGAUUGCAACAUCCGAGCAACCGAUAGCUGCUUACCAUCGAGAUGAAUGGAUUGCUGAGAGUGCUUUACCAAUAAAAUAUGCUGGAAUUUCUACAUGUUUCCGUCAAGAAGUUGGAUCGCAUGGACGUGAUACGCGCGGAAUUUUCCGUGUUCAUCAGUUUGAAAAAGUCGAGCAAUUUGUUUUGACAUCUCCACAUGACAAUAAGUCGUGGGAAAUGAUGGAUGAAAUGAUUGGUAAUGCUGAAAACUUCUGUCAAUCACUUGGUAUUCCAUAUCGGGUUGUGAACAUUGUUUCUGGUGCUCUCAACCAUGCUGCAGCUAAGAAGUUAGAUUUAGAAGCAUGGUUUGGUGGAUCUGGUGCAUUUAGGGAACUUGUCUCGUGCAGUAAUUGUUUGGAUUAUCAAGCACGAAGACUUUUAGUUCGUUAUGGACAGUCAAAGAAAAUGAAUGCAAAUGUCGAAUUUGUUCAUAUGUUAAAUGCAACAUUAUGUGCUGCUACAAGAGUAAUUUGCGCUAUUUUAGAGACUCAUCAGACGGAAACAGGUGUCAAGGUCCCGCAAGUACUUCAGAAAUAUAUGCCCGAGAAAUACAAGACAGAAAUUCCUUUUGUAAAGCCAGCACCAAUUGAAGUUGAAGCUGCGUCUAAAAAAGCGAAAAAACAAAAGGAUGCUCAAAAGAAAGACGGAGAAAAUUGGACGAAAAAUUACAAAAAAAUUAUCAAAAUUGAGUAUCUAGCGAUGGAUAGUAUGUCACAAAGUACACCAGCUCAUCAGCUGGUGACUAAGGAGACAGCUCCUUUAAUAAAUAAACCACGAAGUAGUGGAUUUUUUACGGGAUGCUGGCGAAGAUGGUUUGCACCGAGAGAGCUGAAAUCUCGUACUGUGUACAUUGGUGGUCGGUAUCAAAUGGCUGAAAAACAGAAACAUCAAGUGAAAAAUGAAAUUCGUAAUCAGAAAUACAACAUUAUAACGUUUCUUCCUUUGGUACUUUUCGAACAAUUUCGUUUCUUCCUCAACCUCUACUUCCUCAUUAUGGCAUUGUCACAAUUCAUUCCCGACGUCAAAAUCGGCUAUCUUUACACAUACUGGGGACCUCUUUGUUUCGUGCUUCUAGUCACAAUUUUUAGAGAAGCUAUCGAUGAUUUUCGUCGUUAUCAAAGAGAUCGUGAAGUGAAUUCACAAAAAUAUCGCAGACUCAUGCACAAUGGAGGCUUCGAAAGUGUUCCCUCAUCAAAACUGAAAGUUGGUGACAUAAUAAUUGUUGAGAAGGAUGAACGAGUUCCAGCAGAUCUUGUUCUUUUAAGAACUAGUGAUAAAUCGGGUGCUGUCUUUGUUCGAACAGAUCAACUUGACGGUGAAACGGAUUGGAAAUUAAGAUUAGCAGUUCCAGCGACACAAAAACUUCCAAACGAUGCUGAAUUGUUGAACUUAAACGCGAGUGUUUACAUUGAGAAGCCACAACGUGAUAUUCAUUCAUUCAUUGGAACAUUUAGUCAACAAGAAGGAUCAUCAGAAGAAGAGUCUUUGGAUCUUCAGAAUACUCUUUGGGCGAAUACAGUUGUAGCUGCUGGCAGUGCAACUGGAAUUGUCGUCUAUACUGGUAGCGAGACAAGAAGUGUCAUGAAUAACUCCCAGCCACGAUCAAAGAUUGGAUUACUCGAUAUGGAAAUUAAUGGAUUGACAAAAGUUCUUUUUUGUGCUGUUGUUGGACUUGCAUUCGUAAUGAUGUGUUUGAAAGGAUUCAGUGGUCCUUGGUAUCGUUACAUGUUCCGUUUUGUCCUUCUCUUCUCUUAUAUUAUUCCAAUCAGCUUGCGAGUUAAUCUUGACAUGGGAAAAGCAUUUUACUCAUGGCAAAUGCAAAAUGAUCCCGAAGUGACAGGAACUGUUGUUAGAUCGACGACAAUUCCAGAAGAACUUGGACGAAUUUCAUAUCUUCUCACAGAUAAAACUGGAACAUUAACACAAAACGAAAUGGUUUUUAAAAAGAUUCAUCUUGGAACAGUUGCAUAUGGAAACGAUUCGUUUGAACUUGUUGCAUCAACAAUUCAAGCACUCAGCUCGAAUAUCCACAACGAUCAAUCUCCAUCGCCAUCUGGCUCGGUUUUCAGUACGAAUGUAAUGCGACGACCUGAAGGUUGGCGUGUAUGGGAAGCAGUCAAAGCACUUGCACUUUGUCAUAACGUCACACCUGUAUACGAUGAAAAUGAUGCGCAAUCAGUUGCAAAAUCAAUUUCUGUGGAAAUUCAAACAGAGCGAACUUAUCAAGCUUCAUCACCUGACGAAAUUGCUUUAGUAAAAUGGACAGAACAAGUUGGUUUGGCUCUAGUUAAACGUGAUUUAGCAACAAUAACACUUCAAUUGACGGGUGUUGUAAGACAAUCACAAGAUGAUAAUCAAUCAAUCACAACAACUUCAACUGAUAUGAGUGUAAAUGUCGUCGGUUCAUUGUCACAUGAGAAAUUCUUAAAAUUUCAAAUCCUUCAAAUUUUUCCAUUCACAAGUGAAAGUAAACGAAUGGGAAUUAUCGUUCAAGAUACAGUAAAUGGUGAAAUAACAUUUUAUUUGAAAGGCGCUGAUGUUGUUAUGAACACAAUUGUUCAAUAUAAUGAUUGGUUGAAUGAAGAGAGUGGAAAUAUGGCUCGUGAAGGUUUGAGAACGCUGGUCGUUGCAAAGAAGACAUUAACAGUUGAACAAUAUCAUGACUUUGAGUCGAAAUAUAAUGCAGCUCGAUUAAGUAUCACUGAUAGAAUUCAACGUGUUGCAACUGUCAUAGAGUCGCUUGAACGUGAAAUGGAAUUAUUGUGUUUGACAGGUGUUGAAGAUCGCUUACAAGAUCAAGUAAGGCCAACAUUAGAAGUGAUUAGAAACGCUGGUGUAAGAAUUUGGAUGUUGACUGGUGAUAAGCUGGAAACAGCAACAUGCAUUGCUAAAAGUUCACAUCUCGUCGGACGAAAUCAGGGUUUGCAUGUUCUUAAAAGUAUUCAAACUAGAACCGAUGCACAUCUUGAAUUAAAUCAAUUUCGAAGAAAACAAGAUUGCGCACUUGUUGUGUCGGGUGAAAGUCUUGAAGUUUGUCUCCAAUAUUAUCAAUAUGAGUUUAUGGAGCUUGCUACAAGCUGUCCGGCUGUUGUCUGUUGUCGCUGUAGUCCAACACAGAAAGCUGAAGUUGUGCGAUUAAUACAGAAACAUACCGGAAAGCGAACGUGUGCUGUUGGCGAUGGUGGUAACGAUGUCAGUAUGAUUCAACAAUCUGAUGCAGGAAUUGGAAUUGAAGGGCGUGAAGGAAAGCAAGCGUCACUUGCUGGUGAUUUUAGCAUCCCACAAUUCAAAUUCAUUGCUAAACUUCUCUUAGUUCAUGGACGUCGUUCAUAUAAAAGGUCAGCACAAUUGUCACAAUUCGUUAUUCAUCGAGGACUCAUCAUUUCCACCAUGCAAGCGAUUUUCUCAGCCGUUUUUUAUUUGUCAUCAGUUUCACUUUAUCAAGGAUUCUUAAUGGUUGGUUAUGCUACAAUUUACACAAUGUUUCCAGUUUUUUCACUCGUUUUGGAUCAAGAUAUAAAUGAGAAAGUUGCACUCAGAUUUCCUGAACUUUAUAAAGACUUAGCAAAAGGUCGAAGUUUAAGUUAUAAGACUUUCUUCAUGUGGGUCUUAAUAUCAUUGUGUCAGGGCGGAGUGAUAAUGUAUGGAGCUUUAAUACUUUUCGAAGAUGAGUUCAUUCACAUUGUGGCGAUUAGCUUCACAGCAUUGAUUCUUACAGAGCUUAUUAUGGUAGCAUUGACGAUAAGAACAUGGCACAGAUUGAUGGUUUUAGCUGAACUAUUCAGCUUAGCUCUUUAUCUCAUCUCUCUGUUCUUCUUUCGACAAUAUUUUGAUUGGGAAUUCAUUUGGACCACAGAUUUCUUAAGCAAAGUAUCAGCGAUAACAGCAGUUUCCUGUGUGCCGCUUUAUAUCCUCAAAUUCCUUCGUCAAAAGUGUUCACCGCCUUCCUAUGUUAAGCUUUCAUAAGCAUCUUAAUAAUUAACAUGAAAAUAACAUAUUUUUAUUAGACUAUUAACUCAUAAUUGAUCUUUUGUCAUAAGGGAACAAAAUUUUGCGGUUUAUGUUAACAAACAUUAAAAAAAUAUCCCCUAAAAGGGUUUAAAGUUUGAAUUUGAACCCCGGAAGCAAUUUGAAUAUUUCCCCAAGACAAAAUUAAUCGUAAAUUGCAAAACUCCCUUAUUCUAAUUUUUUGUUUAAUCUUUUUUUUAUUUGUUUUACUAAUUAUUAUUUUUCAAUGUGAUAAUAUAUCUGAUGAGAAUGGCAUUCGCCGAUAGACACUAAACUUUUAGAAUGACAUCAAUCAAUUGUAUUCAUUCGUCGUACCAUUCAUUAAUUUAUGUUUCGUGAAUAUUUAAUAAACACAAAAAUUAUUGACAUUCGUUAAUCAUGAAGAGAAGCAAUUUGUCAAUGAAAAGCUGAAUUGUUAUGCCGAUAAUAAAUAUUUACGAAUCGUCCAUUGGGUAAGUUCAUUGGCUUGAUUUCUUUUAUUUAAUAAAAGUUAUACAUAUUGACAAGGCAACGACAUCU